UGGUGUGAUAUUCUGGAUAUAAAGGCCGCAAUGUUGAAAGUCCACCUCCUUUAAAAGUAAUAUUUAGCUUGAAAUGUUAUGCCACAUAAAGUAGUUAUUAACAUGUCACAUUUUACAUAUCUUCCUAAAUGUUUUUUUAUCUUUUGGGUUGAAUUAAAAAUGAAUUUUAGGAUGGGUCUAGUCCCUGCCUGAAGCAUAAAGUAUAAAACCCUGCAGUUUAAUGAAUGACCAUUCUAAACCAUUGUGUCUUUCAGAGACAUAACCACCACGUUACUGUAGUUUGUAAAUUGGGUUCUUCCUGACGCUCGGACGCGUCUCCUCCCUCCGCGCGCUGACGCGCAGGUGAGAGUUCACCGUGCGUCCUCAGACCCCGGCCAUCUCCAAGCAUCACACCGAUGUGGGUGGGGUCCCUUUUGAUGCGCAACGACACGGCAAAGUCCAGGGCAAAACCACGAAGUCCAUUGAAACUUCGGCCAGAAUCCUCGUGGCUGCGGGAGGAUCGGGAGAGAGAGAGGGAGAGAGAGACAGUCGUCGGUGCUCUGCUUUCAGUGGUCUCUGGUAAAGAUCGACGACAAGAGUGCAAUUACAUCAAGCUGCAGGGAGGAAUAACCCUGACUGGUCAGGAACUCUAGGUGGAGGUGUGUGUGCAGGGUGAGUGACCAGGCGUUUGUUCCUUUACACGCAAUCCGACAUCUAAGAGUGUGUUAUCCUGCGCAUAUUUUUUUUUUCUUUCUCGCCAAGCCUUCGGUAGUACUUGAUCGUCAUGGCAUGGCCUUGCCUCACGCGUGCUUGCUGCAUCAACCGCUAUUGGACGGAGCUGGACAAAGCGGACGUCGCGGUGCCGUUGGUUUUCGGUAAAUAUUCGGAUGCGGCCGACGUGCAGCAUCUUCCCCAUCACCUGCAGCCGAGGCACAAGAGGGCCGGGGCGAUCGCCAUAGAAACCCAGCCCCAUCCCGCGGAGCAGGAGCCCGGGAAGGCACCGCCCGCGACGGGUGCCGCAGCGGGGAAAGAUGGCUCCGCGGCGUCCGUCAUGCGCCAAGACUUCAAGGCGUGGAGUGUGCGCCCCGAGCCGAGCUGCAAACCCAGGAACGAGUACCAACGCUCGGCCGCCCCGUUCAAUACCGAAACGCAGUAUCAGAAGGACUACAAGCCGUGGCCUAUACCGAAGAAGCACGACCACCCUUGGAUACCCAAGCCCAGCCCCGGCGGACCGGAGCGCAGCGCCGCGAGCGGAAAGCUGGACCACCACCACCACCACGCCGCCGCCGCCGCGGAGGCCGACAGCGGCGUGGAGAAGAGCGAGCUCGAGGAGAAAACGCAGGAGAAAGAGUCAACGGAGCCGGCGAAGAGGGAGAAGUCCGCUGAGAGAGAAACGGGCGAGAAGGCGGAACGUCAGACGCCCGCCGAUGCGAGCGCGGAGCAGAGGAAAGGCCGAGCGGCCGCAGACGCUCUGAACAGACAGAUCAAGCAGGUCAUGUCCACUUCUAGCAGCUACAGGACUGAGUUCAAGGCCUAUAAGGAUGUGAAAACAGUGAAGGCCAUUAAAGCUCCAGAUCUGUACAAACCCCCAGUGAAGGAGGCCAGUUUGGAAACCAGCUACAGCGCCACAUACAAGGGGGAGCAGACGAAGGCUCACCCCACCGACAACAAGCUGAUGGAGCGCAGGCGGAUACGCAGCCUGUACAGUGAGCCCGCUAAGGAGCCCGCCAAGGACGUCUCAGAGACUGAGAGCAGCUCUGUUCUAAACCUGCUGUAGCCAGGUGUGUUCACUGUUUCUUCUGAAAGGCAUGGAGGCUGACCUCAAAUUGAUCAGACGCUAUUGUGCAGACCAGGACACACGUACGCACACGGUGUGCGCCUCGGCCUUGCGAAAAACUAUCAGCCACAUCUUCACUGUUUGCCCACAUCUCAGGCAGCACCACCCACAAGCCCUUUAUUAAGCCAAGGAGGUUUUUGAAAAAGGUUGCAUUCGUUGAUAAAUGGAAGACGUCCGAGUAGCUGAGAUGAUAUUUCAAAGUGACGGAUGAGAAUCGAAACAAAAGAGAUGGAUUGAUUGCAUCAGUGGAGGCCAAUAAGACGAAUAUCUCAAUGAUAUAAAUGAGAUUAAAAAAAAGAUCUGCUCUGUGAAUAUCUCUAUUUUGGUGACAAUCAUAGGCAAAAGGGUAUUUCAGGUUUCCCAUUUGGAAAAUUAACACACACCAUUGGCUCACCAUUAAUUUGACUCCAUUCAAGUGGGAGGAAGCCCAGCAGGGUGUGUGUGACAGUGUUAACCCAUUGGUGUUAAUGUCUGCAGUUCAUUAUGAUGCACCAAAGAAGAUCUAGGUUUGUUCCUCAAGGUCCACAGCAUCAAGGGUGUGUGGUGAAAAGGAAUAAAUGUGUCUAAUCUAAUUUGGACUGUAUUUUAAAAAGCACCAUGGCACAAGUACACUUAAAGAGUUUUUUGGCAAUGAACGACACAUUCCCCCACACCCGAUAACACACUGUAUUCCACCAUGAGUGAUGUGUCUGAGGCACCUCUGCACCUGAUCCCUUGAUUCACCGAAACUGAGCUAUAACUUUCAGCAACACAAACAUUUGUCAUCUCUUACUAGUUUUUAAGUUUUCUUUAUUCAGCAAAGUUUGAGCAUGUCACUUCUUUGCUGUACACCAACUCAUUUAUACAAAUUCAUCUGGGAGAUUAUUCUUGAGUUUUUCAUUGUUGUGGCAACACAACAAUAGCAGAGGGAAGCUAAGUGUCUUGCUCAAUUUCCCCAGGUGAUAUGGGAAUGUGAACCAGCGAUCUUCCAGUCACACGCCUGCUUCUUAAACAUCAGAACACUUCAGAACACACAUUCUUUAAGGUGUUAAACUAACAUCAUAUACUAAUAUACAUACUAUAUACCAUCAACAUUGUAUGUUAUAGUUUCUUUAAAACUUAAAUAGGAAACUGCACAAACAGUGUUCUGUAAAAGGAAAAGCAUAAAUGCACCUUUUGUGCUGUUUCUUCUUUCCUCUAUCCUCAAUGCACUAACCAACAAAAUGCAAAAGUCAACGUUACAAUCUGGUGUCAUUUGCCUGUCUAUACUGUAUAUUAGGUAACAAGGUUAAAAAGGUACGUAUUGCAUGCUUAAAUAUGACUUCAUCAUACUUUUAAUUCACCAUUAUUUAAACAAUCGUUUUAAGGAAUAGUUUGAGAUUUUUGGAAAUGCCCUUAUUGAAUUUUUUUUGCCAGGAGUUGGACAAGAAGAUCAAUGCUGCUCCCUUCUCAUUGUCUUGCUGUCGUGGUCACUCCAAGAAUUCCACUGCCCCCGGCCAAGAAAUAGUAACUUACAUAAUAUCUCAAUAACCUUUGGAUUAAACGGGGCUGUCUGUUUCCCCAUUUCCACUGUUUUUGCCAAGCUAAGUUAAUUGGCUGGCUGUAGUUUUAUAAUGGACAGCAUGGAGAAUAGCAUCAAUUACCUCUUUAAACUCUUGGCAAGGGAGCGAUUAAAUGCCUUUCCCAAAAUGUCAAACUAUUGCACUCACAUCAGUUGAUGUUUUCCACCGGACUCAUUUUGUCUUUACUCAGGAUUUUCCCUUUUCUUCUCUUUCAGGUGGAUAAACCUGUUUCUCGCACCAAACCAAAAAAGACGCCAACAACAACUGGGAAAAUGGUGAUAAAAUCAAAGGAGAAGCAGAUUGCUAGUUCCCAGUUAGCCAAGAAGAAAGCAUCUUCAAAGCCCAAACCAGAUGGAGC
Molecule: messenger RNA, 3715 nt
Organism: Pungitius pungitius (ninespine stickleback)
Lineage: Eukaryota; Metazoa; Chordata; Actinopteri; Perciformes; Gasterosteidae
Product: microtubule-associated protein 6 homolog
Exons: 3
Coding region: 764-1756 (330 amino acids)
Biological process (GO): cytoskeleton-dependent intracellular transport; regulation of microtubule cytoskeleton organization; microtubule cytoskeleton organization
Cellular component (GO): Golgi-associated vesicle; cis-Golgi network; microtubule
Molecular function (GO): calmodulin binding; microtubule binding
Source: RefSeq, a predicted model, not a curated record